AUGGAAGUCAUCCGUGCAUGGUCCCCGGGGCAACCCGGAGACCUGCUGGCGCCGAGUAGCUCCGGAGUACGAGACGUUUUGCGCUUCCCCUGUUCAAGGAAUCGCAGUUUCACGGUCAGCAGCGACAUGCCACCCGGAUGGCUGUCGUAUACGCCGAUCGACUCGUCGGUUCUCGUGGUCCUUGACGGCGCACGUGUCGACUACGCGCUUCAAGACCCUACUCUGAAGCCUGGAGAGCCUCGUGCGGUGUUUACCAACCACAUGCCACUAUACCACGAGUACCUGGAGUCUUCGACCACCCGCAACUAUAGCCGAUUCUUCCGUUUCGAGGCCCCCACACCGACCUUCACAACGUACUCUUUCAAAUGCCUGUUUACAGGCGAAACCCGUCGCGGCAACAUGGUGGCGGGGGCGGCUACCGCGCUGCAGCUCCAGAUCGACAAUUUCGGCAACCAGGUGACGUACAACGGCGACAAGCUAUGCAUAAUGGGCGAUGUGACAUCUAGGGAUUUACUGGGCCUCGAACGAGUGUUUCUGAAUUACACAGGCCAAGGCAGCGACAUUUAUGACAUGGUGUACCCCGACUCCCUGGUUAGCUCACAUUACGCGGAAUGCAUAGACAAAUGCGACGUUAACGUUUUGCAUUUGCUUGCCAUAGAUCACCUGGGUCACAGUGGCAAGCGAGUCAGCGCGGACAUGACGUACUACCUGGAUGAUUACGACGCGUUCAUACGUCAAAUCAUUGCGCGGUCUUUCCAGAAGUCUAACACCAUGGUGUUUGUCUUUGGUGAUCACGGUCAGAAGACGAAUGGGUCCCACGGUGGCGCCACCAAGGAGGAGGUUGAUUCGUUUUUGUUCGUCACGUCUGACUUAGAGCUGCGCAAAGUAUCGAGUGAUAUGUGCGACCUUGACGACGCGCCUACUGGGUACGCCAGGGAACACAACGUGCUGAACGGCCAUACGUCUCUAAGCUACCCUGUGAGCAAGUCGGCGCACAUUAACAUAGCAAGCUCUUUGUGCCUUCUGACGAACAAGCCCGUGCCUUUUCAUUCGGAGGGCAGCAUAAUCAAGGAGAUAGUGCCGCUUAUAAAGGACUCGCGCGGCAACGUGAACAAGCUCCUUUCAGUGAAGUACCUGACGCAGUUGCUUCACGUGGUGGCGCAUAACGCGUUGCGCACCAUCGACACGACGAUACCGGAAUCUGAGAAGCAGAAAUACAAGUGCAAGUACGCUGCAGUGCUCCGCGAACGUAAGGUUCUGUCGCACUACUACGGCUUCUUACGCAGCAUGGGCCGUGACCAGGUGGACCCCGCCGUGAUGAUGGAUAUAUGUAACUCCUACAUCAAGCAGUGUGAGCGCCUGAUUGCAGCCUCCAAGCAGAUGAUUGCCGUCACCAACAUGUUCCUGACUCCGGAAUAUAUGGUUCUCUCGACCCUGUUAAUGGUAGUAGCGUGGCUGUUAUCGGCAUAUUUGUUGCUGGUUGCAUGCCGCAUCUGCCACGUGCGGAAAUUAUCGGAAGACGAGUUGGCCUUUUUCGAAGCCCAGAAUUUUCCCUCGAUGGUUAGGAUUAUGGUACGCGGGUUCGUAAAGUUGGUUUUGGCCGGGGGUGUCGCUUGGACAAUUUCGUCGCAAAUCGACCAGGUUAGCCAACAGGUACAGACGGGCGUCGCCGUGCCUAACCGCGUGGCGAAUAGCGUAUUCAAGCGUGCCAUAAUGCCAUUUGAGAAGUGGUGCGAUAUCGAUGCACCGAGUCCAGGGUUCUAUUUUGCGUGUUACUUCGUUUUGUCUUUUGUGUUGUUGUUCUUGUUGGACGUUCCAUUUUUCAUUCGAAAUUUCUUGAUGCUGUAUCGUGAGCGGAAGUACUACGCUCAAGCGCUGCCAAGUGGCAAAUCUGAAGGCCGCCUGAGUUCGAUACUUUCCCAUAUGUCAGGUGUGAACCCUGUUCUUGUUGUAGUGAUUCUUUACAUCGCCCUCGCCGUGAUGACGAUCGUAGCGCAAUGCGCCAUUGUCUCACAUGACAUUGUAUUGCGCCACGUUAUCGUUUUGAGCCUCUACAUGGCAAUGUUCCCGGCGGUGAAGCGCACUGGGUCGUUGAGUUUGUACGGUGCGUACCGGAACUUCGGCGUUUUGUGUUUCGUGUUGAAGUUUUCAUACCUGAUCCACCACUUCGAAGAGCGCCGGAACAUCGGAGAGAUGGAGCCCCAAUGGUACGUCAAGGUGAACGACAUAUUCCGCACGUUUGAAUGUGGAGCCACGGUGCUGACAGUGUACUACUGCGUGCUGCUACGUUUGACGCGGUACUCCGAGGAUAACGAAACCGCUGACGGACCGAGUUUGCCGCUAAAUGCAGUGCGUAAAAGUCCAGUGAACAGGCCAUUCCUGCGCGGAGUAUGGACCGUCCAGUAUGUAUUGUUGAUGUUCCACUACGCGAUGAAGUGCGAGUACCACUAUCUCUUCGGCCGCGUGGUUAGCUGGCUCAGCAUGAACAUGCUGAGGGCGCGUAACCCGGUGGUAGCAAAGACGCUCCUCGCCGUGUACAGCGCACGUGCCAUGGCGGCAUUUACCGUGUUGGUCUGGUUCACGCUGGCGUUGAAUUACAAAGACACAAUUUACCUGCUCAAGGGCGUCCCACACAGCCGCUCAAGCCGCAUAUUCUGGUCCUUAACGAACAUGUUCUGGAUGAUAUUGCUGCUGAACGGACCUAAGAAAUCGGUGGGUGCGUUCGCUUUCGCCCUCGUUCUCUACAACCUGUCAACGCUCUUCGUGAAGCUGAGGGUGCGGAGCCGCUUGAUCUGCACGGCACUGUUUGUGCUGUUUUGCGACUUGAUGUACUUCGUUGCUGGCCAUCAGGACUCGUUGUUCCAGCUGGACUUCGAUUCUGCAUUUUUGUUCUUCGAGGAGUACGUUGGCCUCCCGUGCGACAUCGCUGUCGUAAUCGCUUUUGCGAUCUUCAACGUUACCGCCAUAUGUGCCUUGUACUACCUGUUUGUCUUGGAGAGCGAGCAUGACUUUUUGACAACGGUGUCCGCGACUGCAACUUCCGGUCCAGCCAAAGCUGGCGCCGGCAAGCCGUCUCCGAAGGCUGACGCUUCGCCCAAGUCUGCCGAAGUAAAGCAGUUUCCAGAUUCGGAUUUGUGUUCGUGGAUAGCGUGCGACUCUUUUGAGACCGUGGCCGGGUUAGUUGGAGGCACUCAUUGA
This is a messenger RNA of Babesia ovata, 3198 nucleotides long. RefSeq lists its product as uncharacterized. The coding region runs from base 1 to 3198 and encodes 1065 amino acids. NCBI's taxonomy places the organism in Eukaryota, Apicomplexa, Aconoidasida, Piroplasmida, Babesiidae. The record is from RefSeq and is a predicted model, not a curated record. Gene Ontology annotation, cellular component: endoplasmic reticulum membrane. The transcript has 5 exons. Gene Ontology annotation, biological process: GPI anchor biosynthetic process. Gene Ontology annotation, molecular function: mannose-ethanolamine phosphotransferase activity.